Molecule: messenger RNA, 2227 nt
Organism: Pelobates fuscus (common spadefoot toad)
Lineage: Eukaryota; Metazoa; Chordata; Amphibia; Anura; Pelobatidae
Product: melanin-concentrating hormone receptor 1-like
Exons: 3
Coding region: 83-1207 (374 amino acids)
Biological process (GO): neuropeptide signaling pathway
Cellular component (GO): plasma membrane; neuron projection
Molecular function (GO): melanin-concentrating hormone receptor activity; neuropeptide binding
Source: RefSeq, a predicted model, not a curated record
GGAGGGUGGCUGAAUUCACUCACACACCACCAAGCGGAGAGCAGGAGACCAGUCGAACGCACAUUCACAAGGUUUAUAUACAAUGGCUGGGGUGGAGAAAAGACUUGCUUGGGGCUUAUGCAAUUUUAGUGACUCCAAUUUGACUGGAACAAGUUCGCCGGCUGCAGUUUUCGGUGGCAGACAAGACAACAGCAGCAUUGUCCUUCCUGUUAUCUUCGGCAUCAUAUGCUUGGUGGGAACUAUUGGGAAUUGUAUUGUCAUCUACACCAUUAACAAAAAGCAGAAGGGCAACCACAACAUUGCGGACAUUUUCAUUGUGAGCCUGUCCGUGACCGACCUUCUCUUCUUAAUCGGAAUGCCUUUCCUCAUUCACCAGUUGUUGGGCAAUGGUGUGUGGCACUUUGGUGCCACUAUGUGCACUAUAAUCACUGCCCUGGAUGCCAACAGUCAAUUUGCAAGCACCUACAUUCUCACCGCAAUGUCUGUAGACAGAUACCUUGCCACUGUCCAUCCCAUUCGCUCUUCAUAUGUAAGGACAACCUGUGCGGCAAGUAUGGUAAUCUUGAUGUUGUGCCUUUGUUCCCUUAUUACCAUCAUACCAGUAUUCAUGUACACCCAGCUGAUUGAGCUUCCGGAUGGCAAAGCUGGUUGCGGAAUUAUCCUGCCCAAUCUCUCCAUUGACAUCUACUGGUAUACACUCUACCAGUUCUUCUUGGCAUUUGUCAUACCACUUCUUAUCAUAUGCAUUGUUUACAUCAAAAUACAGAAACAUAUCUCCUGCGUGGUUGUCCCAUUGCCACAAAGGAAUUUCCGGGCUCGAUCCAAGAAAAUCACUAGAACCUCUGUAACGAUUUGCUCUGCGUUCUUCAUUUGUUGGGCACCAUAUUACAUCUUACAAUUGGUCCACCUAAAAGUAGCACAUCCCACAGUCAUGUUUCUUUAUGCCUACAAUGUAGCAAUCAGCCUUGGCUACGCAAAUAGCUGCAUCAACCCCUUUAUCUAUAUUGUGUUAAGCGAUACCUUUAAAAGACACCUGAUUAAGGCUGUUUGCCCAGGGCACCUGGCACGUAGAAAUGCUAGACUAGCAGCCAGUGAUGUUAGCCCUUCUGUGAGGAUCUGUUCUGUGCCAACGCAAGAGACGUCCCUGAGUAUGAUGUACUCUCAUAACAUAGACAAUUACAUUUCUUUGUCUGUGUCAGUCCCUUGAACAAGACUAUUUAAGAAAGUCAAAAGACAAUGCAAAAUUGGAAAGCUUUGAUUAUAAAAGGUGUCAAACAAACCAAGGCACAGAAUUCUCUUUUUCUAAACCUAGUGCCACAAGGAAUGAAGAUAUAACUCCGAAGUAGCACUUAGGAAGGAGAGAAACUAAGUUGACUUGCUUAGUGACAAUGGAUGUUAAAGUCUUAUAGAAGGCGUGAACAUGACGUCGCUUUCUUUGGCCUUCACUACUGAAAAAUCAUUGGGUAACUAAUAAGAAAUAACAUUAGGUCAAUGUGUCAGCCAUUACAAAUUUUGUAAUGAAUGUGCAAUUAACACUUCUGAUUAAUUGGUUAUAUAUUGUGUCAAUAUGUUGUACUCUUUUAUUUGCAGUUAUAUUGCAAUGUAUAAAGAUGAACAUUUUAAUGUUCAUUGUGAGGUUAAUUACUACAUAAUCAGGUCUGGAUUUAUCUCCGUGGUAAUCCGGUAUCAAGUUAAAAAAAAAUAGUUAAUUUUAAAAUUGGGAGUAUUAGGUAAUUUCUUUCUUGUUGAAUGAAGGGCAAUGGUAUUUUAUUUGGAUUUACUGUUGGGAGCAGAGAUUAUACCCAGUAGAAAUUUAAAAAACACACAAAGAAACCACAGAGACAUGAAAGAGAUGGAUUGUCGGCUUCAGGUAGAUAUAACACAUUUCUAUGGUUUCCCUCUAUGAUAUUUUCUAUAGAACAAGCUCUGCACACGGGGAAAAAGACCUAUUGGUCUCCAGGAUACCGGAAUCUCAAUAAAUGGUGUAAUCAUACAGUAAAGAUGUUUGGGCAAAUACAUCUCCCAACCCGAAAAUACAUCUUGUGAAGUGAACAGAAAUGACCAGGAACACAGUCCAUAGUUUCUAAUGCAACAUAGGUGUCUUUAUCUUGCUUCUUGUUUUGACUGGGCUCUGGUAAAAGUAAUCAAAUCAGGUUCCUCAGUGUCUGUCGGAGAUUGAUAGAGAAGGACUAGGGCAGUGGAGAUGUUGUGGACUACCCUCUCCCAU